This is a messenger RNA of Spodoptera littoralis (African cotton leafworm), 868 nucleotides long. The record is from the annotation of a GenBank genome assembly. NCBI's taxonomy places the organism in Eukaryota, Metazoa, Arthropoda, Insecta, Lepidoptera, Noctuidae.
AAAUUUAUUCACAAAUAGUAAUUUUUAUUUAUAACAAGCCAGUUUCACAAAUUUAAGUAAAAUGAUAAACAAAACGCAUAUGUCAUAAUGUCAAAAACAGCUGUCCGGCUGUCGUAUGAUUUAUAGGUUAUAUUUAUAAACUUGCACUCGGGCUUUUUUAUUUACAGCGCAAAAUGAAAAUCUAAGAAAGUAAUGUAAUAAACAACAAUUGAAUUCGUUAAUUAGUCUAUAAAGAAGCAAACAGGAUUGAAUUAAAAAAAAGAAGAAUGUCAUCCAAAUUACCGAAAACUACUCUGAGUUUGAAACAGUUUCUUCUACGUCAAGAAGUUUUGAAACUAUACAGACAAAUCUUCAGGACACUUAGACAAAUUCCAGAUGAGACCACAAGGGCCGACCUAAGGGAAUGGGCCAGAUCGGACUUCAGAAACAACAUGCACCAUAAAGAUGAAACCACCAUCAAAGUCAUGCUUCAUCAUGGACAAAAAUCAUUGAAAGAUUUACAAAAAUCCUUGUCUUUGAGCAAAAGUUAAAAAUCUCUAAUAGUACCUAUUCAAUUAUUGAAACAUUGUUUUUUAUAGAGUGUAGUAAUCUGUGAUAGUGUAUGGAACAUAUAAAUUAUUUAAAAAAGUGUUAUUAAUGAAACUGUGUUUAUAGUACAAAACUUUUUUAUUUCAUUACAUUUUUAAAACUAAAAUUGUGUUUAAAUUAUAAUAAUAAAACAAUUCAUACUAAAGCUUAUCACAUAAUUUAGCUAUUUACAAAAUAAAACAUUUUUUAAAUGCCAAGUUACUUUAUUUGUUUUAAGUCCAGUUGUGCUAAUUUGUAUUGGACACUAUUAUUUACUUAAAUGCUUAUAUACAGUUGACCC